AAUUUAUUAAGUGACAAUAGAGAUUCAGACUCUAAAUUUCUGAAAAGAAUCAGCUCGUGUGUGAUGUGCCGAAAUUGAAAACUUUGUUUUAGGGCGAAUCUACUGACUGCGCCAGUUAGCCCUGGCUCGCAAGAGUCGCAAGCAACUUGCUCGUUCAUGGAAUUUAGGGUGUCGAUUACGACAUUACACCAAAACACAUACCUACUCGUGAAAUAAAGAAAAUAUUCAAAUUUAUUCGCAGAAUAGUAUUUUUAUCUGGGAUUUAAUGGCGCAACCGUCGUGGAGCUAAUGUAUCGUACACCAUUGUCGCCCUGUGAACUCGCGCGGCAGAAAUGUCUUGACGUCCUCAGGAAGCUUUAUAAAGAUGUUUCGUUAGGAAUUAAGUCACAUCGUUUGGAGCCGAGGAGCUGAUAAGAUGUCAUCAAAGCGUAGUGUGACGUCAGUGGCCAUGGUGCUAUUCUGGGUAGCAGUACUGUGCGUCGAUACUGCGCGGGCGCGCUGUAAGCUACGCAAACACAUGCACAAGGCCAUGCAGACGGACUUUACUGGACGACGGUGCUGGGACGACGUCAAGAUACAGUCCUGCUGGGGAUACUGUCUGUCCUACGAGAUUUCGGACUGGCGCUUCCCAUACAAGGAUUCGCACCACCAAGUCUGCGGUCACGAAGAGCGCAAGCACGCCUCCGUCAAACUGAGACACUGCGACCCCGGCGUGGAGCCCGGCACCGACACCUACCACUACAUCGAGGCAACCAGCUGCAAGUGCCAGGUGUGUUCGUCAGAAGACACGAGCUGCGAGUGGCUGCCGCCAGACUCCAGCCUCCUCGGCGGCCUGGUCCUCAAGGAGGAGAUAGAAGAGGAGGAAUAACACUAACGCGUACAUGUACAAGGACCGAAGAGGAGAAAUACCACUAACGCGUACAAGGACCGAGUUACAUCGCAAGUUAUGUUAAGUAAACAGUUAUAAGACAAA
This is a messenger RNA of Cydia splendana, 973 nucleotides long. It is a transcript of the gene GPB5, whose product is annotated as thyrostimulin beta-5 subunit-like. Gene Ontology annotation, molecular function: hormone activity. Gene Ontology annotation, biological process: G protein-coupled receptor signaling pathway. NCBI's taxonomy places the organism in Eukaryota, Metazoa, Arthropoda, Insecta, Lepidoptera, Tortricidae. The transcript is spliced from 4 exons. The coding region runs from base 416 to 868 and encodes 150 amino acids. The record is from RefSeq and is a predicted model, not a curated record. Gene Ontology annotation, cellular component: extracellular region; cytoplasm.